Molecule: messenger RNA, 1893 nt
Organism: Erythranthe guttata (spotted monkey flower)
Lineage: Eukaryota; Viridiplantae; Streptophyta; Magnoliopsida; Lamiales; Phrymaceae
Product: xylose isomerase
Biological process (GO): carbohydrate metabolic process
Molecular function (GO): xylose isomerase activity
Source: RefSeq, a predicted model, not a curated record
AAGAAAUAUUCAAACUCAGGUAUACAUAUUUUUCUGGACUCUUAUCAUAUCAUAAAACCAAUUUUCUUGGGAGUGUUCUUACAUUGAGAAGUGUGUGUGUGUGUGUUCUUUCUGCUGACAGAGCAUCUAAAAAAUCCAAUCUUUAUCUAAAUUCUAUUUGUAUGAGACGGUAGAAAUGAAGAGUGCCAAGUUCGUGAUAUUGCUUCUCACUCUAAACGUGGUCUACAAUACAGUGACCGCCGUUGGGCCGCCAACAUGUCCUGCCACUGUCGGAAGUGAUUGUUCAGCUAGUUCCAGUGAAUGGGAAGGAGAGUUUUUCCCGGGUGUUCCAAAGAUUAAGUAUGAGGGUCCAUCUAGCAAGAAUCAUCUCGCGUUUAAAUGGUACAAUGCCGAGGAAGAGAUUCUCGGGAAAACAAUGAAGGAUUGGAUGAGGUUUAGUGUUGCAUUUUGGCACACGUUCCGUGGGACAGGUGGCGACCCUUUCGGUGCGCCGACAAAGGUUUGGCCUUGGGAAGACGGCACCAAUUCAUUGGCAAUGGCCAAGAGAAGAAUGAGGGCGAAUUUCGAGUUCAUUGAAAAGCUCGGAGUCGAUAAGUGGUGCUUCCACGACAGAGACAUUGCUCCAGAUGGCAAAACAAUUGAGGAAUCAAAUGCUAAUUUGGAUGAAGUGGUGGCUCUGGCGAAAGAGCUUCAGGGGACAAAGAUUCGUCCUUUAUGGGGUACAGCGCAAUUAUUCCACCACCCUCGAUUCAUGCAUGGAGGUGCAACUAGCCCCGAACUGGGAGUGUAUGCGUAUUCUGCAGCACAGGUUAAGAAAACGAUGGAGGUUACACAUUAUCUAGGUGGUGAAAAUUACGUUUUCUGGGGUGGCCGAGAGGGUUACCAAACUCUUUUGAACACCGAUAUGGAACGGGAGCUCAAUCACAUGGCGAGGUUUUUUGAAGCGGCCGUUGCCUACAAGAAGAAAAUCGGUUUCAAUGGUACACUGCUCAUUGAGCCGAAGCCACAGGAGCCUACAAAGCAUCAGUAUGAUUGGGACGCUGCUACAGCAGCCAACUUUCUUCGUAAAUAUGGAUUGAUAGAUGAAUUCAAACUGAACAUCGAGUGUAACCAUGCAACUUUGUCUGGUCACAGCUGUCACCAUGAGCUUGAGACUGCAAGAAUUAACGGUUUAUUGGGCAACAUUGAUGCAAACACAGGCGAUCCACAAAUCGGUUGGGAUACAGACCAGUUUAUGAUGGAUGUAGGAGAAGCAACCUUAGUUAUGCUCACCGUUGUUAAAAACGGUGGAAUUGCACCGGGAGGUUUCAAUUUUGAUGCCAAAUUGAGGAGAGAGAGUACCGAUGUUGAAGAUAUUUUCAUAGCUCAUAUUGCUGGCAUGGAUACUCUAGCCCGUGGGCUUCGAAAUGCAGCCAAGCUUAUUGAGGAUGGUUCACUGAAUGAGCUUGUUAGGAAGAGGUACCAAAGUUUUGACUCGGAAUUGGGGGCUCUAAUAGAGGCUGGAAAGGCUGAUUUUGAGAUGCUGGAGAAGAAGGCGAAGGAAUGGGGAGAGCCUAAAGUUGCUUCCGCGAAGCAGGAGUUAGCGGAGAUGAUUUUCCAAUCUGCGCUAUAGACGAGUGGAGGGGAAUGUUGUUCUUUUUUUUUUUUUUUUUUUUUUUUUUUUUUCUAUUUUCUAUUUUCAUUUGGAAAUAAGGCAUUUUGCCGUUUUAGCAAGAACGGGGUUUUUAUAAACUAGGGCCUUGAGAUGCACGAUGUUUUCGGUGUGCCAUUUCUAGUUAGGUAGAGUAGUCGAAGGAAUACAGUUUUGUAUGAACUGAGUUUGUUGAAUCUCUCUGUUUCUAUUGUGUUGUGCGCGCGCACGCGUGUUUGCGGGUUGUUUUUUUGGGUUGACAA